Molecule: messenger RNA, 4572 nt
Organism: Cladocopium goreaui
Lineage: Eukaryota; Dinophyceae; Suessiales; Symbiodiniaceae
Source: the annotation of a GenBank genome assembly
AUGGUUGGCCUUAUCGCUGACGCUACGAUGGACCCUGGUUCAGCUUCAAGUAGCUUGAGGGCUUCUGUGGUUGAGUCGUUCAAGAUUGACCAGGUUUCUGUUUGGAAAAAUUUUGUGGCCCAAACUGGAUUGAAAUUCAAAGGUCUUCGUCGUGUGCAUUACUUUCGAUUUUGUUUGAGACAGGAUUUGGGAGCUGAUGUUUUGGACAAUGUGGCAGAGCUUGAGGAUUGGAAACGUCGAUAUCAACCACAUCCAGAAGACAUCUUUCUGGUCACGAAGCGCUGGCUCGCAGAUACAGAGAUUUCCAGGGCCAUUGCGGUUUUUCCAGCUUCGAAAGCCAAAGAGCUUCGAAAUGGUCUUCAUCCACCGGCAGGGUUGGCCCCUCGAAGGACCAUUACUGAGAAGGUGAAAAACAACAUCAAAAAACGGAUACCACCUCUUCGCCAGAAAGGUGAAAUUUCGAGGGAGUCAGCUGAUUACUUGUUGCAGUGGUCGUCGGGAACUUUGCCACAAACACCCAAACCUGCAGCUUACUCACUUUUGAGGUAUCGCUACAAUGAAUCAAUGGAUUCAGAUCUUUAUGUCCCUGGGGCAUGGACCACUCCUCACAGAGUCAACCAUUUUGAUUUGACAUUGAGGGAAUGUGAUGAUGCAGCUGGAAGCGAUGACAGUUCGGAAGAUGAUGAAGGGGCCAUCGAUUUGGGCAAUGGCAUGGAUUGCCACCGUGCUGAUGAAGUCUUGCUGGCUUCCGAUGAGGAGCAGGGGGACCAGCUAAAAGCAGCUCCACCUCUUGAACACAGCGUUUGGGGCUUUGUGGAUGCUUUCUGCAACUCGGAAAAGUUUGCGGAUCUCAGGCAACGUGUUGACAAGACGUGGCGAAGCUGCCCAACCGUGAAAGUUGGCAGUUUGUUUUCGGGAUGGGGUGUCUGCGAGAUGGUGCUUCAAGAUAUUGAAUCUCGUUGGGAUGCUCACUGCCCGGAUGCAGGCUAUCAAUUCCAGGCGGAACUUCACUUCAUGUGCGAGAACGACAAGCGGAAGCAGGAGUAUCUCAGGUACUCCAACAUGAAAAAGCGCUUGGAAAAGCUCGGCUAUGUGAUCGCAGCCGCGGAAUGCAAUGCCGCGGAUUUUGGGGUACCACAGCAACGUCGCCGGGCAUGGGUUCUUGGUAUCCUAAAGUCCGAGUUGAAGACUAACUCUGAACAGUUGAUUGCCGACUUGAACACCUUCAAGUGCAAGAGUUUGAGCUUGCUUUCAUGCAUCGAUUUGAAGAAGGUACCCCCAAAUUCUACAACCAAAGGUGGCAAGACCCAAGAGGAGAACAACAAAUGGAAGGAUGGUUUGAAGAAACAAUGUGAGAAGUUUGGCAAGGCGAAGAUCAUGGAGCGCAUUCGUGUGCUCACUCCACUUGCGACUCCGUGCAGCGAACGAGAGGUUGCCAUCUUGGCUUGCGCGGUGGAAGAGCUGUGGGUGGAGCAUGACAUUGGACAAGCUCUUGGCAUGCGGCUUGCUCCCACCUUCGAAUCUGAGAUGGAUGAUGAUGAGCCGAUCCUCAAUGCAUUCCUCUUUGAUGAUGGUGGUAUGCGUGGGGUAGCAGCAGCGCUUGUUUGGUGUGGGCUGAUCUACUUUUGUGGCAGUUUGCCUGCAGACAAAGUGUGUGAUCCCCAAGUGGUUAGCCUGGCCCGGUCACUUUUGACCAUUCCGACCUACUACAGACAAGACGAACCAGAUCCAACUCGGGCUAUGAUCGGUCGGAUUAUCCGCCAGAACGUCGAAGCCAAGAAGUUGGCUGUGAGUUCCUUCGAGUGGUCGCAGAUUCUCGCCGGCAUGGCGAAGGAUGGUGAGAAAAUCACAGUGUCUCAAGCCGUGGAGAUUUACAACGCCUCUCCCGAGGUUCUUGCCCACGGGAUUGGCAGCGGCUCCAAGGACAAAACGGGCACUGGGUCUUUGCUGCUCGAUGGCAAGAAGCAGUACGCAAUCAAACAUUGGUUGCAGGGUACCUGCAAGCAAGCAAAGGAGCAAGUUCUGAUCAGUCUGCGUGAUGCCCCUUUCGCCUACGGGCCUUGGGGGGAACAACUCAGUGUGAUGAGCUUCCUCUUUUUGGAGAGUACAAUGGAUCUCAUGGCUUCCCCAGACUGUGGACUUGUCGCAGGAGCCAGUGAAGCCAGUAUCCCCUUGGACUGGUCGUUGCCGCUUGGUGAAGAUGCUCAGGCCAAUCUGUUCUACCGCAUUCGGACAGGCUUUGAGAAGAGCACAGCAAUCAUUGACAACCCGGCUGACAAAAAACGGUAUCGGAAGUCAGAGGAGGAGUUGCAGCAGCUUAGGAACUUGAUGGCUUUGUGGUCCCAAGUGCGAGCCUUCUGCUCGACUCGUCUUUCCAAGUUUGCUGAGUUUGAAAAAGCAGUGACCCAGGGAAACACCAAGGACUUUGAGCUGCGAGAGAUCUUGGACCAACGUCCUGGCUCUUUCUGCGUGUCAAUGCUCGCGAGCUACCAGAAGCAGGCUAUGGAAGAGGUCUUGGCAGCUGAAGAGGGUGCAACUCUAGAAGUUGAGACGGAACGUUUGAAGGUUCGUGACGCCAGAUGGUCAUGGUUCAAAGGUGCUUUGGAGCGAGAUCAAGCCCUUGUUCGUCAAAUUGGCUCUGCUCCGGACAAGAUUGCGGCCUUGAGGCAUCGCAAGCAGAUGGCAUGGCGCUUGAUCCAGGCCAAGAAUGGUGAGAAGUUGGUGCGCAACUACAUGGAGAAAUUCCUGCGCACUGAGUUCGUUGCCAAAGCUCAAACAUCUGGUCGACCAGACACCGACAUCUACAUGAUUGGCAUUGUGGACUUGAAUGUUCCUGGGGCAAAGGCCUCCGACAGGAUCAAUGAGCUGGCCCAAUGCAUGCAGUUUCUCAACGACCUGGCUCCAGAGAGGCACGCGUGUUUGCUGGAAAUGGCUGAAUAUGCAAAGCGCAGCUCCAGGAGAGGCAUCAGCGACGAAGAGAGGGAGGUGGAGGAGGCUUUGUGGUCUCUUCGGCAAGUCCUGGACGUUCGGUGGGUGAUGCCGUUCAAUCUGCACCCGAGCGCUGAACAGCAGAGCAACAGAAGGCGCUUCAGCUUGGGACGUGUCGUGGGCAACAUCGAUGCACAGGACUCCAAUAUUUGGAUGACGUGCUCCGAGCUUUCUAUCUGCGGCAGGCCGUUGUCUGGGCAAUCAGUGCAGCUCCCACUCUCCAAGGAACUGAUCCUACCAGAAUCUCUUUCAGCUGAAGAUGACUUGAAGCAGGCUGAACGCCAGAGACCUUCCACGGAGACUGCAGCAGCUCAGAAGGGGGUGAGUCGAUGGAUCAGCCUCUUGGAAUCGAUCCUGACCAUCACUGGUGACAGCUUCAAGGACAAGUGCGUGAUUCUUUGCAACUUCACGCCCUAUGUUGAGGAUGCUUUCUCCAUGCGGCUCCAAGAGAGGGAGUUCAAAGGGGGAUUCAACACGAAGAACCUCUACUACCUGUCGGUAUCCUGGCUUCAGAAGGAUCAGUUCGGUGCUGCUCGCCUUUGCCGUGAAGUCACGGAUGCGUGGUGCCAGAAAAAGUUCAAGCAUGCUGGGCAAGAGUUUACAUCAGAUGCUCCUGAACUCUCAAAUCAAGAGAUCGAAGCAGUUCCAGGUGGAAAGGCUUCUUUGGGGCAGCUUGAUCAAAUCAAGUUUGAGAUCCUGGAACGCACUACGGGUGACAAGCUUAGCAUCAAGGCUGACGAGCACAAGUAUUGGAAUUCUCAGGGGGGCGAGAUUUCUGAGACCUACAACCAGUUGCGUGCAAAGCACCUGGAACUCAUUGGGCAGCAAAAUUCGAUUGCAGGACCUGAGGACCCAUCUACUGCCCCGCCAGUCGAAACCAAUGUGGAGGAUGAGUCAGGGGAUGUCACCAUGGAGAGUCUUGCCAAGUUAGAAGAGAAACAUGGGGUGGAACAGAAAACAACGAGUGAAGUGAACAAUGUUGAGAUCCUACGUUGCAAGGAUUCAUCGGUGUGGUUGCUGUCCAGUCAGGACAAAACUCUUGCCAAACAUACCAUCUUAGGAGGGUAUGGCACGGGACAGUGGGUCCCUGACAGCGAUGAUUCGCCUGGCGUGCCGUUCAGCAUCCCCGAAGGUGACAAAACAACAAUCCAACUCGAUGAGGUGAGUUUCAACCCUGAAGCCCAAGGUGUUUCUACCAUGUCUCUCUUCAAAAUGCUUGUCCGUGCUGAACGGGAGAAAGGCUUGACUCAGCACAGAGUCUCCUUCCUCUCCAUUGAGCGCAAAGUGGAUGGUGCCAUCGAGGCCGGCCAAGACGGAUUUGAUGUGAAAGUGAAAUUGCCGCAGAAAUUCAAAUGCAUGCGAGACCCAAGAGCUACUGAUAGUAGCCAGGAAAAGAUUUCGAUGAAGAAUAUCUUUGCAAAGGCUUUGGGGUCCACUCAUGGAAGCCAACACAUCAUGCAUUUGUUUCGGUACAGGUAUGAGAAGAUUGGCCAAAAUUUCAAAAUCCAAAGGCCGUACGUGGUUACCAAGCGGGGCAUUACCCUCAAGAAGGAUUGCCCACUCAAAGUGUCUGGUAGUUCUUAG